AUGGAGCCUUGCAAGACCUGGGAUGUUUCCACCUUGGUGUCGCCCAACCUGCCGCGGAGAAGACAGCUCCACUUCAGGUCGGCAAAGUCGUUGUCGCUUCCACUGCUGGAGACAAGCGAUGGAAAACAGCACGCUGAACGCACGUCCCAAGUCCGUGCGUUGCACGCGGACACUUUGGUGGUCGAAGCAUGUCAAGCGGAGGCUCCAGAGGCACUCCUGGGCCGUGCACGGCUGCUGCGCAACGUGUUUGCCGCACUGGUGGCCUGCUUCAUGGGAGCCACAGACGGCUUGUCCCUAGGUGGCCUCCUGUUUCCUUCAUCUCUCAAUUUUCCGAAUCACGAUUAUCAGGCGCUGGGCAUGUCCAUCGGUCUGCUCACGACUCUGGUUGCCAAUGCUGGGAGCCUCAUCGGCUCUGAGAUCAAGUUCGGGGUGGCCGGCGCCAGCAUUCCGACCGUGAUCAUUAUGGCAGAGUAUUUCAAGACGCUGGGCCCUUCAAAAUGCAACACCAUCUACACCAUGGCGGCCAUUUGCACGGUGCUGAUCGGCAGCUGCAUGUGGCUGGUGGGAUAUCUGCGUUUGGCUCGACUGGUAAAGGCUUGUCCCUUUGUGAUCUACGGUGGAUUUAUGGCUGGCACUGGAGCCGUCCUGCUGCAAUAUGCCUUGAACCUGAUGACUCCAGGCUUUGUCAGUUUGGUGGAGUUGGGCAGUUACAGUUGUCUUUUGGAGCUGAAAUGUUUACAUGAAUGGCUUCCUGGCAGCAUCGCGGGCCUCGGGAUGUUUACCCUGCGCGCACGGAAUGUGAAGCUGCCCUACAUCGCGCAGGAUCUUUUGAUUCCCUGCGUCCUGUUGGCAGAGGCUGGCGUUUUCUUUCUCUGGAUGCUCAUCAGGGGCUCCAGUCUGGAAGAUGCCCGAAAGGAUGGCCUGCUGUUUCCGGUGCAGAUGCCGCAACAUCCUGUUUUCUACCGCAUCUGGACGCAACACUUUGAGUCGGAACCGGUGGAUUGGCAAGAAUUUGUGUGUCCAACGUUCUGGCUGACCGUUGUGAACGCAGCUUGCAUCUCUGCACUGACGGCUGUCAUGAAUAUAUUUGGCACUGCAUCCUCCACAAAGAUUCGAGUGGACAUUGACCAAGAAAUGAUGCUCCAUGGUGUUUACAACAUGGGCAGUGGCAUGUUAUCUGGACUCAGCGCCAACAUGGUGAUGUCCUUCAGCAUUACCUGCAGGACCCUAGGUGCAGAUGGUGAACAGUUUCAGAUUUUGCUCUUGGUUUUUUCCAGCCUCGUCUUUGUUUUUGGGGACUACGUGGUAGCGGUUCUGCCGAAGCUGCUGCCUGGCUCUGUACUGGUGUGGCUCAGUGCUGAACUCAUGGCUUUCUGGGUCUGGAACUCAUUGCGCUUCCUCAGAGCCUAUGAGUACUGCCUGGUUUGGGUCAUGAUUCUCAUGUAUGUGAUCUUGGGCACCGCUCCCAUGAUGCUUUUUGGCUUCAUCUCCGUGGCCGGCAUCGUCCAAGCGCAACUGGCCACACUGCCGGUGAUCGCCGCGCGACAGACCCUGGACGGCUUGGGCAAACUACGCAGCCCGCGGCUGCACACCACCUGCGACCGGGAAUACCUCAACCGGGUGGGGUCACAAGCAGAGGUCUGGCGCUUGGGCACUGCCUAUCUCUACUUCGCCUCGAUGCGGCAGAUCGUCCAAGCACUGGAGCAGUUCAGCUGUCAGCCACACAUCUCCUACCGACAGCCUGGAGUGCCUGGAGUUGAUAAUUCGGAUCUGCCGGAGUUUUCCUUCAGUCAUGCAGUCAGCUGUGAAAUUCGAGCGCACCCGGAGUACAUCGUUCUAGACCUGGACCUGGUGAGACAAAUGGAAUCCACUGCAGUAAGUGCUUUUCAAGAGGUCCUGAGCGUGGCCAACGAAAUGGGUUGUUCGCUGAUUUUGGCCCGACCGGAUCCCAGUGUCCUUCUGCAGAUGCAAAACUUUGGGUUGCCGCUCUUCGACCUUCGCGACAAGAUCCCCAAAGAUGCUUCAGCCCUAUUGGUGGCUAAUACCUUGGAACAUGCUCUGGAGAUGGUCGAGGAUGCUUUCUUGAGGAAGUACCAACCUGCGCCGGGGCACUGCCGGGGCCACACACAUUUUGGCAUCAGGUCGACAUUGUCGCGCUGGGUGAAUCCGUCCUCGCCUCUCUUCGGUGUAUGGCUUGAUUUCCAUGUGUGGCUGGACAGUUACUUUCCCAGCUACAACCCACAGCUCUUGGCGCAGCUGGAAGACUAUUUGGAAAUCCGAAAACUGCAGCAGAAGGAAGUGGUCUACCGAGCCCCCAACUUCCGAUGCCUUCAGAGCGGCGCCUGGAUGACUGAGGCAGCUGAAGGCCGAGUGCCUUUGGUUUGGCUCUUGCAGGGGGGGGUGGAUCACAUCUGGAACCCCCACUGCGAAACGGAGCAGGCGGUGCGCGCCUUCCAAGAUUUGCAUCGGCUGCAGCCGGGUUUGCCCUUCGAAAAGGCGCGCAUCAGCGAGACGACGGGCUCCUGGUGCGCUGGACCCUUCAGCACCAUGAGGGCCUUUUUGGCAGCAACCGCUCAUCCUGGAACGCUGAUUGCCACAGACGCCAGCACGGUAGCCAUUUUGCGACAAGAGAAGUACGAUGAGCUCUCGGCAGACCUUCGGAAAAUGCUGAAUGCUUAUCUUCUCAGACAGUGGCCUACCUAUGUGAGAACGUGA
Molecule: messenger RNA, 2715 nt
Organism: Cladocopium goreaui
Lineage: Eukaryota; Dinophyceae; Suessiales; Symbiodiniaceae
Source: the annotation of a GenBank genome assembly